Molecule: messenger RNA, 1839 nt
Organism: Exophiala bonariae
Lineage: Eukaryota; Fungi; Ascomycota; Eurotiomycetes; Chaetothyriales; Herpotrichiellaceae
Exons: 2
Coding region: 1-1839 (612 amino acids)
Biological process (GO): DNA catabolic process; double-strand break repair via break-induced replication; resolution of meiotic recombination intermediates
Cellular component (GO): Holliday junction resolvase complex; nucleus
Molecular function (GO): DNA binding; crossover junction DNA endonuclease activity; 3'-flap endonuclease activity
Source: RefSeq, a predicted model, not a curated record
AUGGCCGAAGACUGUGCCAACCCACUACUUGCCAAAUGGCUCAAGGAGUGGAUGGAUGAGGCGAAAGAGCGCAAUUCGAAAGGGUACAAAAAAGCCUACCAGUCAAUGAUUGCCUGUCCAUUGCGCUUCAAGCACCCAACCGAAGCCCAACAACUCAAUGGUCUUGGGCCGAAAUUGUGUGAUCGGCUGGCUGUGAAGCUGAAGGCCUUUUGUGAUGAGAAUGGCCUGCAAAUGCCCACCAAGGGCCGCAAGAGGGGGAGAGUGUCUGAGGCACUCAACGCGGAGUCUGCGGAGCUAGAAAAUCCUUCCCCUACUCGCAAACCCAGGAAGACACAAACAUACGUCCCAAAACUGAGAUCUGGCGCUUAUGCUCUGGUCAAAGCACUCUCAACCCUAGAUCAGGAAACGAACGAGGCCAUUCCAAAAGAUCGGCUCAUUGCCCUGGCGCAGCCUCUAUGUGACGCUAGCUUCACGGCACCAAGUGAUCCUACAAAAUUUUUCACCGCAUGGAAUUCGAUGAAAACACUGGAGAGCAAGGAGUUGAUAUGUACAAAAGGUCAUCCACUGAAGAAAUACUAUCUCUCAGAUGAGGGAUGGGAAGUUGCACUACGCAUGGACGCUGCAGAGAAUGGAGAACAACUCCCGCCCACUCCCAAACGAACGAAAAAGGCCCCAGUUCGUGACCGCUCGCUAUCCCUCGACUUAUCCCCAGAUCCUCCCUUAAGGCAACACCUACCUGCUGCAGUGAUACCGCCAGUCCGAGCGUCCCGUGCAGAGUCAAGAAAUGCUUCUGAAGUGGUGGAUCUGCUUUCAAGCUCCGAUUCUGAGUUCAACAGUGCCAGGGCCAUAAUGAAGAACUCGAUACCACGUCGUUCCCAGAUCCUCGAGCCAUCGGUCAUUCCCGGCACUGCAUAUGAGGACUUCAUCACCUUACCGGCAGGAACUUUCGAAGUUAAAAUGGUACUUGACAUGCGCGAAGUUCGCACAACAACCGAUCGCGACUACAUCUCUGGUGAGCUCAAAAAGCUAGGUGUCGUCCCUAUGAUUCGCUCCCUGCCUCUUGGUGAUAUUCUGUGGGUUGCAGUCGCCAGUCCACAGUAUUCAGAAAAGCUGAGAGCUGCGAGCAUUGCUGAUGGGGCGGAAGGUAAUCUCGAGAUUGUGCUUGAGCACAUUAUGGAGCGAAAACGCCUUGACGAUCUGGUUAGCAGCAUCAAGGACGGCAGAUUUCAUGAACAGAAAUUUCGAUUGCGCAAGUCUGGAAUCAAACAUGUCACUUACCUAAUCGAGGAAUACUCACUAUCAGCUGAGAGAAGUGACAAAUACGGAGAAGCCUUGGAGAGUGCCAUUGCCAGUAUGCAAGUUGUCAAUGGAUACUUCGUCAAGCAAACAGCGAAACUUGAUGACUCAAUUCAAUACCUCGCACAAAUGACCAAGACCUUGAAAUCGAUAUAUGAAAGAAAAGACAUCCACGUAAUUCCAUGCAGAGCACUUGAAGCAGAGACCGUCUCGAUAAUGUUGGACCGGUAUCGCAAGCUUUAUCCUGGUAUGACUCUUGGGAUGACCUUCCCUGUUUUUGGGGCAAUGUGCGACAAAUCGGACAGCACAACGCUCAGAGAUGUAUUCCUAAAGAUGUUGAUGACCACAAGGGGGGUGACGGGAGAAAAGGCGGUUGAAAUCCAGAAGAUUUGGUCAACCCCGCGUGCUUUUACUGAAGCAUACUCGGAUCGAGAUCGUGGCCCAGCACGAGACAAUUUGGUAAGCGAUCUCCUUGGUAAUGCUAUACCUCGGAAAAAGGUUGCCAAAACGCUGAGUGCCAAAAUCGCUGAGGUGUGGGGAUGA